This is a messenger RNA of Salvia splendens (bonfire salvia), 1615 nucleotides long. Its product is annotated as N-carbamoylputrescine amidase. The transcript has 9 exons. NCBI's taxonomy places the organism in Eukaryota, Viridiplantae, Streptophyta, Magnoliopsida, Lamiales, Lamiaceae. The record is from RefSeq and is a predicted model, not a curated record. Bases 45 to 944 code for a protein of 299 amino acids. Gene Ontology annotation, molecular function: N-carbamoylputrescine amidase activity.
GUAAAUAGUUACCCUUUUGCUUCAAACUGAGCUAGAAAACAAACAUGGCAAAAAGCUGGACAGUUACCGUCUCCGCGCUGCAAUUCGCUUGCACCGGUGAUGUUCUCACAAACGUCGAAACAGCAGAAAGGUUGGUUAGAGCAGCUCAUAAAAAGGGGGCAAAUAUUAUUCUGAUACAGGAGUUAUUUGAAGGUUAUUACUUUUGUCAAGCACAAAAGGAAGACUUCUUCCAUCGAGCUAAACCUUGUAAAGAGCACCCGACUAUACUGAGGAUGCAGAAACUGGCAAAAGAAUUGGCAGUAGUAAUACCAGUUAGCUUUUUCGAGGAGGCAAACAAUGCACACUAUAAUUCAGUAGUUGUGAUUGAUGCUGAUGGGACAGAUCUUGGACUAUACAGGAAAUCCCACAUUCCAGAUGGGCCACGUUACCAGGAGAAGUUUUAUUUCAACCCAGGCGACACUGGUUUUAAGAUCUUCCAAACUAAAUUUGCCAAGAUUGGAGUUGGUAUUUGCUGGGAUCAGUGGUUUCCAGAGGCAGCUCGAGCCAUCGUUCUUCUAGGUGCAGAAAUAUUGUUCUAUCCUACUGCCAUUGGUUCUGAACCUCAAGAUGAUGGCCUAGAUUCUCGAAAUCACUGGAAACGGGUGAUGCAGGGCCAUGCUGGAGCUAAUUUGGUACCUUUAGUUGCAUCAAACCGCAUCGGUAAGGAAAUCAUAGAUACUGAACAUGGCAAGAGUGAGAUCACAUUCUACGGGAAUUCGUUUAUAGCAGGCCCCACUGGAGAAUUGAUUGCUAAUGCUGAUGAUAAAUAUGAAGCAAUUCUUGUUGCAGAAUUUGAUCUGGACAAGAUCAAAUCCAAGAGACAUAGUUGGGGGAUAUUUCGCGAUCGACGCCCAGAUUUAUACAAGGUUCUUCUGACCUUGGAUGGCAGUAACAUUUCCCUCUGAUUCCAUAGAAACUUUGGCCUUGCUUAAUACAAAGAUUUAUGAUUUCUUUGUUUGAGCCCCUUAACUUCCUUGGGAUGAUAUCCAGUCAAUGGAGAACCAUCGUCGUUUCAAUAAUGUGACCCUUUUCAGUUAUUCAAUUUGCAUACUUAGUUCGAUGAAAAUAUGCUCUUUUGGUUGUGAAUCGUGGUAUUAGUGGAUUAGUGCAUGCUUUGGAGUUUGUUAAUGGGAAAAUGCAGUUGUUUAGCUUUAUAAACUGAUUGAGUGAUAGUUCUAGUUGAUUAAUACGUAUAUUAUUCAAGCCUCAUAAAUUGAUUAAACAGCAAAAUUUUAGUCUGCUAGCGAAUUAUAUAUAGUAUUUCUACCCGUAUUAAUUUGAUAACUUAGAAAAGUGAGAUACCCCAUGUUAUCAUAUAAAUGACAAUGUUUAUGAUUUUGAUGAUGUGGAUAUCUCAAAUUUCUGAAUAAUUAAGAUAUGGAGGAAGCUUAGAGAAUGUAUUAAUUAAGGUCCUAGUGAAAGUCAGGUGAAGGAGAAGAAGAGUUAAAAGUGUACAGAAAAUGAAAAAGGAAACAAUAUAAACAGAAGAAGCAAAAAGCAGGUUUGUUUUGUGUUCUCUCUGCUAUGAAGUAGGAACAUUAUGAAUUACUAGAGUCGUCUUAUUUGCAUGAUGGAA